Brienomyrus brachyistius is the source of this 3162-nucleotide messenger RNA. Its product is annotated as proto-oncogene c-Rel-like. Lineage: Eukaryota; Metazoa; Chordata; Actinopteri; Osteoglossiformes; Mormyridae. Gene Ontology annotation, cellular component: cytoplasm. The transcript has 10 exons. The record is from RefSeq and is a predicted model, not a curated record. The coding region runs from base 561 to 2231 and encodes 556 amino acids. Gene Ontology annotation, biological process: inflammatory response; response to cytokine; cellular response to stress. Gene Ontology annotation, molecular function: DNA-binding transcription factor activity, RNA polymerase II-specific; RNA polymerase II cis-regulatory region sequence-specific DNA binding.
UGCAGAUAAUUAGCACGUGCUGGUGUUCGUCCUAAUAACUGAAAUAUUAGAAUUGAGUAACUUCUACACUUUACCCGAUGCAGGUCAAGACUCGGUGAAAGUCUUCAUGCUUUUAACUUUGGAAAAGCUCGCAGUUUUUAUUCUUGAUACACGAGGUCACCUCGCCUGUAGUAAUAACCAGUGGCUUUACUGUACAGCUGGGAUAUGUGAGCCAGCUGACCGGACACAAGUCCGUCUCCAGAGAAAUCUCGUUUUGGAGAGAAUAGUGAGGCACGUUUAUUUUUCGUAACACGUUUGUGCUUUACGAGAACGCUGUAAUUCCGGUUAGUGAAUUUAAUAAAGUGUAUUUUAAUAUUGUAAAUUAUGGCCUUCUGCAGCACUUGCUGUGCUUCCUGUUAUUGUUCGUAACUAACAAGUACCUUACCGCUGUAAAAUGCAGUAUGUUGGAUUACGUGACGUAUUAGUUUAAUAAUAAAACCGCCCAAAUGGGGGAAUUCCCGGCUCCGGCUUUUAAACUCAAUACAUCACCUUUCUAGUAUUAGUUGAAGCUUGGAGUUGAAAUGAUAAAGUGUGAUAAGCCCGUCCACAACAUGAACUUGUGCAAGCCCUACACGGAGAUAUUCGAGCAGCCGAAGCAGAGAGGCAUGCGCUACAGGUACAAGUGCGAGGGCCGAUCGGCGGGCAGCAUCCUGGGGGAGAGGAGCACCGACGACAACAAGACCUACCCCACCAUCCAGAUUUUUAACAUGUUUGGGAAAGGGAAGAUCCGCGUGUCUUUAGUGACAAAGAAUGAGCCUUACAGGCCACACCCCCACGAGCUGGUUGGCAAGGACUGCAAGGACGGCUACCACGAGGCUGAAAUGAGCCCGGACCGCAGGGUCUUUGCCUUUCAGAACCUGGGGAUACAGUGCGUCAAACGGAAGGAGGUGAAGGAAGCCAUAAUGCAGAGGAUGGAGCAGUGCAUCAACCCCUUUAACGUACCACAGGAGCAGCUGCUGCAGAUCGAGGAGUAUGACCUGAACGUGGUGCGCCUGUGCUUCCAGAUCUUCCUGCAGGACAAGAUGGGUCGCUAUGUGCAGGCCAUGGAACCUCUGGUCUCCAACCCCAUUUUCGACAACCGUGCCCCCACCACAGCUGAGCUGCGCAUUUGCCGCGUCAACAGGAACAGCGGCGGCGUGAGGGGUGGGGACGAGAUCUUUCUGCUGUGCGACAAAGUUCAGAAAGAUGACAUCGAAGUGCGGUUCUUUAGAAAGAACUGGGAAGCGAAGGGCAUCUUCUCGCAGGCCGAUGUGCACAGGCAGGUCGCCAUCGUCUUUAGGACUCCCCCAUACCUCAGUACCUCCAUCACCGUCCCUGAGGCCGUGGGGAUGCAGCUGCGCCGCCCGUCCGACCAGGCAGUCAGCGAGCCACUGGAGUUCCGAUACCUGCCUGAUGAUAAAGACCCCUUUUACUGCAUCGCUAAAAAACGGAAGAUCGAAGAACUGAUGAAGGUCCUUCCCAACUUCAACGGUGUGAAUCACCUCAACAGAGUGAAGCCACAGGCAACUCAGAUUAAGAAAGAGCCCGAUAACACGUACAUGAAGACGACCACAACCAAUGGCAUGCAGAAGCCUCCGCCAGCCCUCAGUGGAACCUCGCCAUACCUGAUGGCCAUGCAGACCGUGACACAGCCUCCAGUUUCCAUCGCCCACGUCACACCACUGCCGAGCAUCCAGGCCGCCGCUGGCAUGGGAAUGCCGGAUCCGCAUAGUAGCUCCACCUUCUCCGACCUGCCCCAGCUCACCGAGGGCGACCUACAGUGCCUGGGCAUGGUUGGGGACGGGCAGCUGCAGCAGAGAGGCCUCACCCAAGGCAAGGAGGCGGCAUCCGGAUCCCAGCCCAACUGGGCCUCCUACGGCUUCCCGUCAAACCAGGGCAUACUGAAGGGCGGGAUUAGGCCCUUCUCCUACGCCAGUGACAUGGACUGCGACAACAUCCUGGAGAACUUCACCCAGCCGCCAGUGUUCCCACUCAAACAGGAGCUCAUGCUGGAGCAGCCCAGGCACGUCAAUGGGGCGUCGCCAGAGAGCGCCAUGCAGCAUCGCAGCCUGGCACACUGCCACGUGCACAACGGCACCACCCUGGAGGCUCUCACACAUACCGGGGCCAAGGCGGCAAACCUCGACCUCAACCUGCUGGCGAAUCAGUUCAACGACGUCAACGGCGACUUUGGCAGGAUGAACUGGCAUUAGGCCCGAGAGCGAUUAUGAAUAAUUAAGGCCAGUCGGGGUGCUAGUUUGCAGGUAUCUCACUGGCUUCGACAGUGGCCUGAAGCUUAAUGAUGAUUAACAAGAGCAGGUCUCCACGUUCUCAAAACAGACCUAAUAGGGUUUUCUGGGUUUCCUCCCAACGUCCAGAGGGUCGAAAGAGUAAUGGAUCUGUAGGAGGUAAUAUCCUAUGGUAGAUUAUCUUGGUGUAAGGUUUAUUUUAAGGCUUAAGUAUUUGUGCUUGUGUAAAUAUACAUGAUAUAUAUACAUGAUAUCUGUACAUAUGGUAUAUAUGUAAUCUGAGAAGCCAUGUAUGAGGGUUUUGGAAUGGAUGUCUAAUCUGAAAACUAUGUGGACUAACCAAUGUUUGGUUCAUUUAAUGGUAGCCGUAAUGAAUUCUGUUCCUAAGAAGGAAGUUAAAGGGAUCUACUUUUCCCUCGUAAUGGCUAUGUCAUAUUUAUAGCGUGAAGUUCUCAGACUCAAACCACAGUCUCCAACAUAAGUUGUUGCUUUUCAGAGGUAAAUCACUUUGGUACCACUUAUAAAUAAUAUAUAUUUAAUAUAUAUAUAUAUAAUAAGGCUCCCCUUUGCCACUUAUAAAUGGUAGUAACUCAUUAACGAGAAGAAAACUUCAAUUAUACACAAGUGUUACAACGUAAUUAGUAACCUGCUUAUAAAGCAUUUAUAAUCCCUUUAUAAGCAUAACCUUCGUGUAAAGUGGCACCAUAACUUUUUAGAAAUUGAUUGUAUUAUUUUCUCAAAAGUGCCGUCGGUAAGGGGUUCCCCACGCAUCAGCUCAUCUUUAAACUCACCAUUCUUUCUUAAUGUCAUAGUUUUAUAUUUUUGAUAUUGUGGCGUUUUCAUUGUGAUUCCUCAGUGUAAUAUUCACAUGCUUCUUAAUAAAUAUUUAAUUUGA